UCUUUUUUUUUUUUUUGGUUUUUUUUUUUUUUGUCUCGUCCACCAAUGGCAUACAACACAAGCCCAGGCGCAGGAUACAUGCAGCAGCAGGCCGGAUCUCCCCACGGCGAUGGCCAGGAUAAGGGCAAUGCACGUGCGAAGGGCAUCACCUCAUGCACAAUCCGUCAAAUAUUGCAAAUGGCACCGUCUCAAGGCAACAACUGGCGCAUGGACGGCGCUGAAUUCGCUGUGGUCAAAAUCGUGGGCGUCAUUCGCAGUGUGCAGGAAGUCACCUCGCACCGAACCUAUCUCAUCGAGGAUGGUACCUCUCAAAUCACGGCCAAGGCAUUUGGACCCGUGAACAACGCAGACCUCCGCGAGGGCGUCUACGCUCGCAUCACUGGUCCCGUGCGCGAAUUCCAAAACGUUCGCUCCAUCCACCCUGCCACCCUCCACCCCAUCACCAACUUUGACGAAAUCACCCACCACAGCUUGGAAGCAAUCCUCACGCACCUGCAGCGGACCAAGGGCUCGUUGCAAGACCGAGCUGGCGGCGCUGGACAGCCUGCGAGCUCGCUCCUCCGCUCCCACGCACAGACCGGCGAUCUCUCCUCGCUCGCGACGCAGCUCGUGACCUUGAUUGGCAGCUCUCCCGAUAUCUCGUUUGAUGAUAUUCGCGACCAGUUCCCGAAUGCCACCCCGGAUCAACUUCGAAAUGUCCUGACGGACCUGACGAAUGAAGGACACGUAUACACGACCCACGAUGACGAUCAUUUCAAGUUGACCUCGGGUUAAAGCGAGGGGUGACUCUUUGUCGCGCUGCUUCGAAUUGCCUUGACGAAAUGAUCCAAUGCUCAUGCGUAUCAUCUGCCUGCAUGGGUGUGUUAUUGGCUGGCUGGUGUCUCUCUGUGCGGGUGCUGCUUUUGUGUGUUUUGUGUGUUUGUUCUGUGAACUUGUUUUCUCUGGAAUGAGUUUCUCGUGCGUGUAGCUGCUCUCUUUGGACGUUUGACUGUUUGAAAUACAAGAAUGUUGGAAUGCUUUGUCAUUUUCUUG
This is a messenger RNA of Capsaspora owczarzaki ATCC 30864, 1032 nucleotides long. RefSeq lists its product as hypothetical. NCBI's taxonomy places the organism in Eukaryota, Filasterea, Ministeriida, Capsasporidae. The record is from RefSeq and is a predicted model, not a curated record. Gene Ontology annotation, cellular component: chromosome, telomeric region; site of double-strand break; DNA replication factor A complex. Gene Ontology annotation, biological process: double-strand break repair via homologous recombination; DNA replication; nucleotide-excision repair. The coding region runs from base 46 to 774 and encodes 242 amino acids. The transcript is spliced from 6 exons.